Messenger RNA from Fusarium fujikuroi IMI 58289, 2967 nucleotides. RefSeq names its product related to TOB3 (member of AAA-ATPase family). The record is from RefSeq and is a predicted model, not a curated record. The transcript is spliced from 4 exons. Bases 1 to 2967 code for a protein of 988 amino acids. NCBI's taxonomy places the organism in Eukaryota, Fungi, Ascomycota, Sordariomycetes, Hypocreales, Nectriaceae. Gene Ontology annotation, molecular function: ATP binding; ATP hydrolysis activity.
AUGGACUCACCAACUAGAAGCGUAUCGCCAGCGCCAAAGAACAAGAAGGACAAGGCAGAUGAUAAGGAUGAUAGCGAAGAAGAGGACAUUCAUCAGCAGCUCAGUCGACUUCUUAGAAGAGAGGGACAUUUGUUUGCGAAACCCUCAAUGUUGGCGCUACCUCGGAGACCUCGACCUGCCCCGUCAAACACUCGAAUAAGUAAUCCUCUAAAGUCCCCGAAAGGAAGAAUACCUCCGCCACCUCCUAUCAUGGCCGUUCCCAGGACUCCCCGUCCUGGAAUACAGGUGAUGCCACCACAACCACCGCCUCCUCCUCCUCCCAUUGAUCGUUCUUCUACGCUCCCGGGUGAAUGGAUCAACCCUAACGAUCAUCCUCCGCCUCCUCCCCCGGUUUAUCCACAGACAAUUCAGCCGCCUCCACAGUCACCUUUGCCACCAGUUGUCAAGCCCGCUCAGACACAUUACACCAUCUCUGAGGACGCUAUAGGAGCUAGCAACAGAGAUAAACUUGCAGCGAUAGAUAAUGGACCUAUCAUGCCAAAAGGUGCCAAUGCUGGCAUCAAUAUCAAUAACUUCAACCACAGCUUGGCACCCCCCGUUCCCCCACCAGUCACCUGGAGAUCCUCCGGCCCAACUCGAGGCUAUCGCAUCCCAACCUUUACCAAGGCCAACAAGGAGCAAACAGAAGCACAAACAAGGCUUUUGGAACCAAAUCCCAUGCCUAUAGGCGCUACUGAGCUUCAGCAUGAAAGUGGGCCAUCAAAUGUGGGAAAGACAACUGAGGCCCAUGGACUUUCUCAAAUACAGGAGGAGGGGUCUCAUGACUUCGCCGACGUUACUGGAGAGGAUAUUUCUUCCCACCAGAUUCUUAAGAGAAUACCACCCUUCGAGAAGAUCUCAACUGGUCCCAUGGACUUGCCUGCCAAAGUUCAGCUCUUCUAUUGCUUAGAAAGAGUCGAGCCGGAAGACGACAGUGUCGACGAAAGAAGUCGGACUGUCUAUCUUUCUCCUCCUGAAUGGGUAGUUUUUGGCGACGAUGUCGACCUCAGAGGUCGAUUCCCCAUCACAGACCCUGGUGACUACGCCGAAGAACAAGGCGCAUCACUUAUCGUCUACAAGUAUUACUCCGUGGACUAUCAAUACGACGCGGUAAAUGCUGCCAAAAGAGCAAAGCAACCGCUUCCUGAACCAGAACCAGCCAGCCAGGAUGUGGUUCUAGUGACGGAGGAAAUGGUUGAGGCAGUCGAGGCCUUAUUUGAGCUUUUCCCUUCAAUGAGCGACGACUUUCCGUAUGUUUACGAGAUGGGCAGCUUGCAGGACCCUCACCUCUGGUGGUAUCACUGCCGAACUGGCUUCAAGAUGGAGGCACUGUCAGAGAGACACGCUCAAUUGGUUGGACUUCUCGUUGAAUGGAUCGAAAGUAACUUUGCACCACUUUAUGACCAAAUCGACGAUCAAUUCAAGAGAGGGAAGGUCUCGAGCGACUCCAUUGAGUUCCUAAUACGCCCAGGAGAUACCCUCGUCGCAGACAAGAACGGCAGAUACAGUGGACGCGUUGCUACCACUCGACCGGCACCUCAUAAGCAGAAGAAGAAAUCGGACGAUUCAGAUAAGGAACAAGAGAAACAGGGGACGCACACGUGGAUUGUGGAAACGCGCUCCUACGGAUAUGCAGGAAAGUUCUUUGCAGUCGAUAGGGAGCUAUUCAUUGACUUCCCACCCAAAUAUAGAGGCGGGGAAAUUAAUAUCACGGAUCUCAACGUUAUACCGUUGUCAUAUGCAAAGCCCAGGGUAAAAGAAAUAUUACGACAGCGAGGCAAGAGGUUUUGGAAACUGCGUGAGAAAACGCUCAUCUCAUAUGAAGGCAGUGAUUCUGAUAGGAUACAAGCGGGACAACGGUUUAUGGUGGACUUUGACACCUACAAGGAACUCCAUCCAGGAAGCAGUUACAUGAGACAAGAAGGUUAUAUAUCAGGUCGAAAGCCUAACUUGCCAAAAGAUGGAAGCGAGCCUGAGGAACCAGAGAUUUACCUGUUCCCUAAGCUGAUCCCGGGAUUUGACCUGCGACGUAAGAAAUGGGUUGAUCUCGAGGUCGAUCGAAUUCGAGACGUCAGCUGGAACAAGGAGGCUUUUAAAAGUCUCGUCGCGGACGAAGCCAUGAAGGAGCUGGUCCUAGCUCUAGUGACCAACCAACUCGAUGCCGAGAAAAACACAGAUCUUAUCGAAAGCAAAGGCAGCGGUCUCAUCAUGCUCCUGCACGGGUCCCCGGGAACAGGUAAGACAUUUACAGCUGAGUCUGUGGCAGAAAUCGCCAAGAAGCCUUUAUAUCCAGUUACGUGCGGAGAUAUUGGCACUGAGCCUGCAGACGUGGAGAAGUAUCUCGAAUCUGUGUUCCAUCUAGGCAAGGUUUGGGACUGUGUUGUACUUCUUGAUGAAGCAGAAGUUUUUCUUGAACAACGAACUUUACAAGAUUUGAAGAGGAAUGCUUUGGUGUCUGUAUUCCUUCGAGCGCUGGAGUACUAUGAAGGCAUCCUCAUCUUGACGACUAACCGUGUUGGGACAUUUGACGAGGCCUUCAAGUCACGUAUCCAGCUGGCUCUACGGUACGAGAAGUUGAAGGACUACCAGCGGUUACAGAUCUGGAAGAACUUCCUGGUAAGGUUGAAGAGUUUAGGUGAGGAGGAAAGUAUCGACUUUGAUGAUAUCGAAUUAUAUCUGGAAGAGUUGGCAAAGUAUCCUAUGAAUGGACGGCAAAUUCGGAACUCGAUCACGACGGGGCGACAGUUGGCCAAGUAUAAGAGGAAGAAGAUGACGUUUGCGCAUUUGAAGAGAGCGAUUGAUGUCGCGGAUAAGUUUGAUAGGUAUUUGGCUGAUGUACAGGAGGGUGAUAUGGAGGAGUUUAGUGGCAGGGGAGAAAGUGGACGAUAUACACCCGAGUAUCUUGCCAGGGCUGAUCAAAUCCGAUGA